Molecule: messenger RNA, 1338 nt
Organism: Prorocentrum cordatum
Lineage: Eukaryota; Dinophyceae; Prorocentrales; Prorocentraceae
Source: the annotation of a GenBank genome assembly
AUGCUUUCAGCCGCUCGCGCGGCGGCCGAUCUCCUGCUGCCAGAGUUGGGUCGCGGGCUGAGCACCGGCGUGGCGCUGUACGCGGCGAACCAGGGGCACGCGCAGUGCCCUGCGUGCUCGUGCGCGCCGCAGUUCCACUGCCCUGAGCUGCGGUGCGACUGCUCAGGCCUUCAGGGCUCUAGCAGUCACGGGCCCAGCCUCUGGGCCGUGGCGCUGGCCUGCGCCGCCAGCGGGCUGGUUGGGGCCUCCACCGCCGCGCUGGCCUUCUGGCGUGCUGGUGGGCGCUUCGUGGCGGCCCAUCGUCCGCAGGUCGGCGGUGGCAGGGAGCCUGACUUCGAGGAGGAGGCCCGGGCUCAGGCGCGCCCCGGCGACUUCAUCGGGGUGCAGUACCACGUGGCGGGCGGGGCCCUGAUCCACGAGCGCGUGGUGGUGCUGGCGCCGCCGGGGCUGCCUGGCGCGGCGUGCAUCAUCACGCCCGACGCGGACGAGUACGACGAGCUGCACGUGGGGUCGCCGGACGUGCUGCGGUGGGACGUCUUCCCUGGCGGCGCGGCGGGAGGCACGAUGGCCUGGGCGCCUGGCGCCCGCUACUACAGGUUCCGUAGCCUGCCCACCCCGGCCACGCUGCUCACCGCCGCAGCCGCGGCUGCCGGCCGUCUCGGUCUUGCUGCCCCGCCUGGGCCCAUCGUGGCCAACGCAGGUGCUGCGGCCCACGCUGCUGCGCCUGGCGCUCUGGCGGACGCCCGUGUGCUGCCUGUGGCGUACAACGCCCUCUGCCAGAGGAAGCUCGGCUUCUCCGAGGCGGUGCUGCGGCUCGUGGAGCACGACUGGCCGGACUGGCCGAUCUCGGGGCCGCGGACCACGUUGUGGGUGUGCCUGUUCAUGAAGGACAACGGCAUGUCCCCGCUGGGUCGCCACAGCAAGUGGCGUUCGGAGGGGCGCCUGGCUUUGACUGACGCGGGGGUCGCCGAGCACGAGCGCUGCUGUUUCUACCUAGAGCAGGUGGUGUGCUACGACCUUCUCAAUGUGCCGGACGUGGCGGCGGCGGAGAUGGUCUGCAGGAGCAUCCAGGUGCAGGAGGAGAGGUGGCGGGAGCGGUUCAUUACCAAUGCCGACGAGUCCCUCGACUCUCACCUGUUCUACGGCACCUCGGCCAACCGGGGCAACGUGUGUGUCCACCCGCAGCUGCUUGCCUAUGUCAGCGGUGAGCUCUCGAAGGAGUAUGCCGUGGCCAAGGAGAGGCGCAAGGCUCGCGAGGAGCGCCAGAGCGCCAGGGCGCCCAACAACAAGGACAAGAAGGGCGGCAAGGACAAGGACAAGGAGGAAGGCAAGGGGUGA